Colletotrichum acutatum is the source of this 1902-nucleotide messenger RNA. RefSeq names its product galactan 1,3-beta-galactosidase. Lineage: Eukaryota; Fungi; Ascomycota; Sordariomycetes; Glomerellales; Glomerellaceae. Gene Ontology annotation, biological process: carbohydrate metabolic process. Bases 476 to 1828 code for a protein of 450 amino acids. The transcript is spliced from 4 exons. Gene Ontology annotation, molecular function: hydrolase activity, hydrolyzing O-glycosyl compounds. The record is from RefSeq and is a predicted model, not a curated record.
GUGAUGGCGCCCCCCCUCCCCCCCUCUGGCGGCGUGGAGAAACUGGGGACCGGGACACGAGGAGGAACUAGGCCGUAGUAGGCUGGAGGAAAGCUUGUGAAAGCUUAGGAAAGCUUAACUGGCAGGGCUCUUCGAGAUGCGCUCGAAUACACGGUAUUUGAUUGACAUGGGGAUCCCGGAGCCGGCGGGAGUGGGAGGGAAGUAGGGUGGGUUGUAUUCGAAUCUAUGGAUAAUUUGGAAAUGGACAAUCGCGUUGUGAUGGUUCACGGAUGGGGCUGGGGAUCGAUGUGUCCCGGGAGGAACGGACGAUAUGGAGGAUGAGGGCAAAGUAUAUGAAGACGGGGGGAGGACCAUGAUCUCGGGGCGUUUCUUUUUUGACUCGCUCCUUGUGUCGGUUAGUGAAUCUUUCGGCCAUUGAAUUGGUGCACACACACUUACACACAUUGGCUUGACGAGAGCGCUGAGUAUCUUCACGAUGCGUCUGUUCAACGGCCUCGCCUCCCUGUUCGCGGGCGCGGGCCUCGCGCAGGCCACGCUUCAAAUCGUCUCGGGCGGGACAUGGUCAGCGACCAACACAGGCCGCCAUAUCCAAGCCCACGGCGCGGGCGUGACGAAAGUAGGCUCAACGUACUACCUCAUAGGCGAAGACAAGACCGAAGGGUCGGCCUUCCAAAACAUCAACUGCUACUCCUCGACCAACCUCGUCGAGUGGACCUACGUCGGCGCUCUGCUCUCGCGCACCACGGCGGCGGGCGACCUGGGGCCCUCCCGGGUCGUCGAGCGUCCCAAGGUGAUUUACAACAGCGCGACGAAGAAGUACGUCAUGUACAUGCACAUUGACAGCAGCAACUACGGCGAGGCCAAAAUCGGCGUCGCGACGAGCGAUACGGUAUGCGGCAAGUACACGUAUCUUAGUAGUUGGCAGCCUCUGGGAUUCCAGAGUCGUGAUAUUGGGUUGUUCCAGGAUGAUGAUGGGUCUGCGUAUCUGUUGACUGAGGAUCGACCCAAUGGUCUCCGAAUCGAUGCCCUGAGCUCGGAUUAUCUCAACGUCACGCGCAACGUCUACCUCUGGUCCGAGCACAUCGAGGCCCCGGCCAUCUGGAAGAAGAACGGAUACUACUUCAUGUUUGGAAGCAAGCUUACCGGCUGGGACCCGAACGACAACGUCUACUCCUACGCAACCUCCCUCGCAGGCCCUUGGUCCUCCUGGGCCACCUUCGCCACCGUCGGAUCAAAGACGUACACCAGCCAGACGACCUACAUCCUGCCCCUUGGCGACACGGCGAUCUACAUGGGCGACCGCUGGGUCAGCACAAACCUCAUGCGGAGCACCUACGUCUGGCUGCCCCUCGCCAUCUCAGGCACCACAAUCACCCUCGCCGACCACGUCAACUGGACGCCCAACGUCGCCGCCGGCACCUGGGCCGCGGGGCCCAGCGAGACGUCGUACGAGGGCGAGGCCGCGACGCUCGCGGGCGGCGCAAAGAGCGUCGCGUGCACGGGGUGUAGCGGGUCCGCGGCGGCGGGCUACGUUGGCGGCUCGGCCGGCGGUAGCGUGACCUUCUCGGGGGUGAGCGUGCAGGCUUCCGGGAAGACGACGGUGCGGGUGAAGCAUCUUAACGGCGAUACGAGCCAGCGGUGGGGCACGGUGACAUGUAACGGCGUCUCGCAGACUGUUGGAUUCCUGCCGACUUCCGAUGGGAACACGCCGGGGAGCAGCUCCGUGUUCUGUAGCCUCACUGCUGGGUCUGCAAACACCAUCAAGAUUGCCAGCUCGGAUUCGUCUUGGGUUGCUGACAUUGACCGCAUUUUCGUGCCGGUCAAUUAAGGAGAGCAUCACGUAAAGGAGGGGAGUGGUGGAAGACAUCAUGAGAUAGCGAAGUAGGCAAGUGAUGUUAAUGA